This is a messenger RNA of Prosopis cineraria, 4164 nucleotides long. RefSeq names its product ubiquitin carboxyl-terminal hydrolase 17. NCBI's taxonomy places the organism in Eukaryota, Viridiplantae, Streptophyta, Magnoliopsida, Fabales, Fabaceae. The transcript is spliced from 11 exons. Gene Ontology annotation, molecular function: cysteine-type deubiquitinase activity; cysteine-type endopeptidase activity. The coding region runs from base 549 to 3977 and encodes 1142 amino acids. Gene Ontology annotation, biological process: protein deubiquitination. Gene Ontology annotation, cellular component: cytosol; nucleus. The record is from RefSeq and is a predicted model, not a curated record.
CGACUUCCCAUGCGUCCCAACGAAAUUCCUUUUUCUGUCCCGGGCAAAAAAAAAAAAAAACACGAAAUUCCUUUCCCACGCCCCACACAAGCAAUUCCUUAUUCCUGUGAUCCUAUUUCAGUUAAAAGGGAUUUAAUUAUUCCUAUUUAAUAACCCCACGAAGCUUUACCCCCGUUCUAUUUCCUUCCUGAAAGAAACAUCUGAUCGGAAAAGGUAACAAACAAAUCAAGGUUCAGCUUUGUCCGAAUCGGACCUUGUUGGGUUUUAAUAUUUGCUUCUGUUCCUUGCAUCGUCGGAUUCGGCAAAAGCAAGCAACUUAGUGCCUUUCUCCCCUGCAAAGAAUUGGCUUUUCUCGCUAGUCUGGCUGGCGCAGUCUGCCCCACCUUCGUUCCGGUAACAUCACCAGAAAGGUUUCUGGUUGUUUGGCCGCCUGGUUGUUUUUGCAGUUUGUUUCGCCACUGCCGCCGCUGAAUCCAUCUAUGUUUGGUGGUGAAAUUAGGAGUUUAGGGUUUGUUGCUUUCGUUGGAUGUUUGUUGGGUGCAGGAUAAAUGCGUGUCACCGAGGAUCUAGGGUUUUCGAGCCUGGUCCUUGUGGUGGUAUGUUUCGUCGUGCCGGUGAUCGGGUUCGUAAUUCACCGGAAAUGGCAAUUCGCCUUGGCCAGGCAGGAGGAAAUCAAGAGGCUUCUGAUUUUGGCCGCCGAGGAGGCAGCUCGGGCCGAGAGUGAGGCUUCGUAUGCCUACGCUACAUUUUCUGCUCCCAAGAUCAAUCAAUGCGUAGUGUGUUAUUCCCCUACCACUACCCGGUGUUCCAGAUGCAAAGCAGUUCGCUACUGUUCGGGUAAGUGCCAAAUCAUUCAUUGGCGUCAAGGCCACAAAGAAGAAUGUCAUCCUCCCAGCACAACAUGCCAGGAUGAUGAUGUGUUUGAUGACCAUAUGGUAGCAGAGAAAGACCGCUGUAGAAUUCUUGAAGAGAAGUCUGAGGUUGAAGGUACAAGGUGUGAAACAGUCUCUAAGAAAACCCCACUGUCUGGAAUCAAUUCUCCUGAGGUCACAUGUGGAAAGGAUGAUAUCAAUAGUUUUGAGCCUCUUGCAGCUGGAAAUAUAACAGAUUCUAAUUCUGAAUUGUCUAGUAACUCAUUUUCUGGAUUCUCAUCUUCUACUGUUGCUAGCGAAUCAUCUGAUGACGCCUCUGUAUGUGAGAGUGUCGUUUCAAGUGAGCCAGAGAGAUCAGAAGGACAUAUUUUUGCUGAUCCUGCCCUCGAUAUGCAUGAUGCCAAUUCAAGUGAUAAUAGCAUGGAUAUGACCAUGCCAUCAUUGCCAAAGUUUGCUAAUUCAGUUGAUGCAAUAGAUGGCUUUUCUAGUAUGCGUAAUUUAAAUCAAACUAGACCUAGUUUUAGUAAAGAAAAGGGUAAGCUUGCGAAGAAUGGUUCUUCAUGUUUGAGUGUGGGUCAGGAAGUAACAAUCGAGCAUCAUACUGUGUCUUCUGGUUUUUGGGAUAAAACUCUUGAUUCCGAAGGGACUAACGGCGAUGCAAAAAAUGAACUGCUUCCAUCUCACUCUGAUGAAUCCACUGACCAUCAGAAACCUGGAUGUGGCUCUUCAAUUUGUGUUUCAGUCAAUAUCUUGCCUCCCAUGCAUGUACAAGGUCAAGAGGAAGAAGAUUCAGCUGCUGACAAUUGUGUUCUAAACUCUGCUGGGAAUAUGGCAAGUGCAGGGUCAGCAUUAUCAGAGAAUGACAGUAUGGAUUCUUUGAAGAGGCAAAUUUCCACAUCUUUAGACCACAAAGGGUCCAACAGUCCAAGCUUUAUGAGGAAAGAUAAUUGUGGGUCGCCUUCAUCUUUUGUCCAUCACUCUUCUAGUGUUGGUAAAAAAUCAGGUUUUGCAGAUUCUUCAAGCAUCAGCAACUUGCAAUCAGCAGGCUCUAAGGCAUCAAAUAACAUUCUGGUUGACCCUGAUAGUGCAUCACAUCAAUUGGAGUCUGUUGAAGUGAGAUAUAUGCCAAGUCCAUAUGCUGAUGCUCAUUUAGAAUCUAGAACUAAAAAUUAUGCACAUUCCAGUACAAUAUCUGGGAAUAAUGCUGUUCAACCCAGGAUCACUACUUCAUCUCAAGUUGCUAGCCGAUCACCAACUCCGAAGAAUGGCUUGAAAACAUCUAUGUUGAAAGUUGUUGAUCAGUUCAAAGGAUCAAAUUCAUCAAAACGAUUGCCACUAGCUGUUGGGAGUGAUGUUACUGGAAGAUACAGUGACAAGUUAUUGCAGGGUCUUUUUUCAUAUGACUUGUUUGUCAAGCUUUAUAACUGGAACAAGGCAGAGUUGCAACCAUUUGGUCUUGUAAAUUGCGGAAACAGCUGUUAUGCUAACGCUGUACUCCAGUGCUUAGCUUUUACACCUCCCCUUACUGCUUAUUUACUUCAAGGACUUCAUUCUAAAGCAUGUGCUAAUAAGAAAGGGUGUUUCACCUGUGAGUUUGAAAGUUUAGUUUUGAAGUCAAAAGGCACAAAAUCUGCACUCUCACCGAAAGGUAUUCUUUCCCAAUUACAAAAUAUUGGUAGUCGACUUGGCAAUGGGAGAGAAGAAGAUGCACAUGAGUUUUUAAGGAGUGCUAUUGACACCAUGCAAUUGGUUUGUCUAGCGGAAGCUGGUCUUAAUGCAUCAGGCUCAUCAGAAGAGGAAACAACUUUAAUGGGUCUAACAUUUGGAGGUUACCUUCGUUCAAAGAUAAAAUGCAUGAGAUGUGGCGGGAAGUCUGAGCGUCAGGAAAGAAUGAUGGAUCUAACCGUUGCAAUAGAAGGGGAGAUAACAACCCUGGAGGAGGCUCUACGGCAAUUUACUAGCACUGAGUCUCUAGAAGGAGAAAACAAGUAUCAUUGUGUCAGGUGUAAAUCUUAUGAGAAUGCCAAGAAGAAGUUGACAGUGUCGGAGGCCCCAAAUAUUCUUACAAUUGCAUUAAAGAGAUUUCAGUCUGGAAAAUUUGGGAAGCUCAACAAGCCCAUUCGAUUUCCUGAAAUACUUGACUUGGCCCCUUUUAUGAGUGGGACUAGUGAUAAGUCACCUAUAUACAGGCUGUAUGGGGUAGUUGUUCACUUGGAUAUUAUGAAUGCUGCCUUUUCGGGCCACUAUGUGUGCUAUGUGAAGAAUAGCCAAAAUAAGUGGUUCAAGGUUGAUGACAGUGUGGUGACAGCGGUUGAAUUGGAGCGAGUCUUGACAAAAGGAGCGUACAUGCUUCUGUACGCAAGGUGCUCACCAAGGGCCCCAAGGUUGAUUAGGAAUACAAUUUCUAAUGAUUCAAAGAGUAAAGCUGCCAAUGGAAAGAUUACGAUAAUGAAAUCCAGAUAUGUGCCCACAAAUUCUGUUGCUGCCGAAUAUUUUCCAAGCUCAGUUUCUCCCAAUGGCUCACCCACCUUAGACCCUUUCAAUUCAAAGUUUCACCACUUGAAAAGGAUUCUGGUAGAUGAUUCAUCAAGUGAUAACUCGUCCCUUAUCAGUACCAAUUCUGAUGAAGGUUCUUGCAGCACUGACAGCACCCGGUACUCAACCAGCACCGAUGACUUCUCCGAAUACAUUUUUGGCGAAUCAGGUUGUAGCUGGAACAACACAUGGAAGAAUUCUGAUUCUGACUCGAGCUCCUCAUCGUCAUCCUCACCCUUGAACUUGAGACAUUCUCCCCUAUCUGAUAAGGUCCGAUAUGGCUCAGGUUUUCCAGACAUCAAUGGGUUGCGUACUCCUGCUGGUUCCAGUUUGGAGGCAGGUAGUCCAUUGUACAGAGAUUAUACGGGUGUUAACAGAGUGGCGGAUACUGAAAGGGGAGUUACUCUUUUGCGUUCUAACACAAAUAUACAUGUUAGGAAGUUAGGUAAUAGCCGUAGCAAUAGUAUUAUUAGUAGGGAGACUAACUAUUUUCAGGGACUAGGAUCUAACCAUUUUAGCGAUAAAAAUUAUGGUGCUUCGUGUAUAAAGUCACGGGAAAGAACGGGCUGACUUUUAUGGAGUAAAUAAUUAGGGAUGCAGAUGCAGUACGUAAAGUGCUCUUGUUAAUAACUUAUCUCUCAAAUUUGCCUUUUGGGUCUCGAUCAUGACCUUGAAAAACUCGUAACGUUGGUCUGUCUUGUUGAAAACAAAUAAAGUGAAACAAGCUAUGAUGCAUCAAAAGAAAUUUUUUCUGUAA